GCGGAAGAUGACUUGUCACUGUUGUUGAAGCUGUCAGGCACGUGAGCUGCACUGUGCAACGUCGUCUUGAGUGCAAGCAGGCGAUAUGGCGGCUGAUACUCCUCCCAAGGUUUUAUUUGAACAUGAAGGUGUUUUCAUACACUCGAACGAAGACUGCGAAGAGCCAGAUCUCCUUGUUUCUGGGUUCCUACGGCUCAUUGAUAAGGAUGGUGAAACUAUCGUGGAAUACAAACCUUUGGAGGACACUGUUGAUCCAUCCAACAUGUUGUGUGCUGGCAAGGAUUCCAGCUCGGUGAUGGAGUGGGCCCAGUGUCCCGGGGAGGAGAGGUCGACUCCUCAGCAGGCGGUGGUAGAGCAGCAGCAGAGCUACGAGACUGAGUGGGACAUGAUCAACGCAGUCUCCUUUCCUAAGAGGAAACCCUGCUCCAACGGAGAGGGUGCAUUGAACCACACGCAUGAGAAAAGCAAGUGGGCCUUCACCUUCAGUGUGUGGGACCUGAGGUCUAUCACAGUGAAGAAGGAGGGCUCGUCCCGCCUGAUGUUCAGUCUGAAGGAGCCCCCCACCUCCCUGCCAGUUCUCCACUUCCACCAAGGGGGUAGUGAAGACUUCCUGGACUGCUUGAGGAGAUAUGCGUUGAUCACUGAGGCCCCGGAUGAUGAAACCUGCCUGCUGGUCAGCACUCCCAACAGAGCUCUGUCUCAGUCCUUCGAGAACCUUCUGGAUGACAACAACUACGGCCUUGUUACUAAGCUCAAGAAUGAUCCUUACGUGACGACCCUGGGGGGCUUCUCCAAGGUCACCAACUACAUCUUCGAUGCGUUCCGUGGCCCAGAGCUGGAGCAGCAGCAGCGUCCCCCGGAGGAGAUGGCUGACCUGGACAUCCUGGGACUGGGAGAGGUCAUCCCUGGCCUGGAGAUCAACCAGCAGGAGGAGCCGGGCUUCGAGGUCAUCACCAGGAUUGACCUGGGAGCAAGGCCAGAGGUGACGAGGAGGCAGCCACUGUCUGCAGAGGACUGGGCUGAGCACCAGGAGAAGGGGGGAAGGAUGAAAAAUGUCCCUCACCUCAAGAAAAUAAUAUUCAAAGGGGGCUUGUGCCAUGCGGUGAGGAAAGAGGCCUGGAAGUUUCUGCUGGGGUAUUACCCCUGGGACAGCACCUACGAGGAGAGGAAAGGUCUACAGAGGAGGAAAACGGAUGAGUACUUCAGGAUGAAGCUCCAGUGGAAGUCAGUGAGUGAGGAGCAGGAGAGGAGGAACUCCAGGCUGAGAGACUUCAGGAGCCUGAUAGAGAAGGAUGUGAACAGAACAGACCGAACCAACAGGUUCUAUGAGGGCAUAGACAACCCAGGCCUGGUGUUACUCCAUGACAUCCUGAUGACGUAUUGCAUGUAUGAUUUUGAUCUGGGGUAUGUCCAGGGAAUGAGUGACCUCCUCUCCCCGAUCCUCUAUGUGAUGGAGAAUGAGGUGGAUGCCUUCUGGUGUUUUGUCUCCUUCAUGGAUCAUAUGCACCAGAACUUUGAGGAGCAGAUGCAGGGCAUGAAGACACAACUGAUCCAGCUCAGUACUCUGUUGAGGCUGCUGGACCUGGCCUUCUGGAACUACCUUGAGUCGCAGGAUUCAGGUUACAUGUAUUUCUGUUUCCGGUGGUUACUGAUCCGCUUCAAGAGGGAGCUCAGUUAUCCAGAUGUUCUUCGUAUGUGGGAGGUCAUGUGGACUGGCUUGCCCUGCCAAAACUUCCAUUUGCUGGUGUGCUGUGCCAUCCUAGACUCAGAGAAACGGAAAAUCAUGGAGGAAAACUUUGGCUUCAAUGAGAUACUCAAGCACAUCAAUGAACUCUCAAUGAAACUGGACAUUGAAGAAAUCCUUCACAAAUCAGAGGCUAUUUGUAUGCAGAUCAGAAGUUGUAAGGAUUUGCCUCAUUCAAUAAUUGAGAUCCUGGGAUUCAACACAGAAAGCGAACUUCCCAGAUUAGAAGGGCGGGAGUUUGGGACUCUUGAUUCUCCUCAGUCCCCCAGACCCACACAGAGACAGGAGGUCUUCUCUAAUGGUCACAAUGGACAUUACAGAGAACCCCUUCAAAACGGCUGCAAGGUCACUUUCAUAUCAUAGUGAACAAUAUCAUUCACACAGAGACUUUGCAAUGUCCACAUACCAGAAUGAGUAUUUUGGAUUCAGUUAUUGGAUAAUUUGUUAACUGAAGCAAGCUUAUCAAAGCCCUUAUAUGAAGAGAAAAUAAUGUAAAAAGGAUUUAAAGUUAUUAUUUUUGUAAUUUCUUGUACCAUAUUGUCUUUCAUUUAAAUAAGUCAUUCCUCCUUGCUAAGGUUUUUUUUGUAAAGACUGGCAAGGUGAGUUUAAUUUGUAAAGUAAUAAUAUGCUGUUUUUAUUUCAGCUAUAACCUUUUCCUGAAUCACGGACACAAGUAUUAAUUGUUUGUUUGAUUGAUUUACGUUUUAAAAACAAACAAUUACUUUUAUCAAGAUCAAGCCAGAUGUCAAUUUGGUAGUAAAAUACAAAAGUGCUGUAAAAUGUUUUGUCUUAAUGCUCUGUCACAAUAAUACCCUUUUCAAAUUGAAAAUGUGAAAAAGAAAGCUCAAACAUCUCCCUGAAUAAAAAAUAAAGCCUUUAAUGAUGUA
Messenger RNA from Oncorhynchus nerka (sockeye salmon), 2631 nucleotides. RefSeq names its product TBC1 domain family member 15-like. Bases 86 to 2107 code for a protein of 673 amino acids. The transcript has 17 exons. The record is from RefSeq and is a predicted model, not a curated record. NCBI's taxonomy places the organism in Eukaryota, Metazoa, Chordata, Actinopteri, Salmoniformes, Salmonidae. Gene Ontology annotation, molecular function: GTPase activator activity. Gene Ontology annotation, biological process: activation of GTPase activity.